Neoarthrinium moseri is the source of this 1080-nucleotide messenger RNA. RefSeq lists its product as uncharacterized. Lineage: Eukaryota; Fungi; Ascomycota; Sordariomycetes; Amphisphaeriales; Apiosporaceae. The record is from RefSeq and is a predicted model, not a curated record. Gene Ontology annotation, cellular component: ribosome; mitochondrial large ribosomal subunit. Gene Ontology annotation, molecular function: structural constituent of ribosome. The coding region runs from base 1 to 1080 and encodes 359 amino acids. The transcript has a single exon. Gene Ontology annotation, biological process: translation.
AUGGCGUCCCUGCAGCCAUCCCGCUGGGCGGCCAGCCUCCCGAUCCGACCGUGCCUCUCGGCCGUCUCCCCGAGCAGCACCGGCAGCAGCAUAACCUCCCGAGUCCUCAUCACAGCCCGCGGCCAGGCCCUGCUCCCGCGCACGGCGCGCCGCGGCGUCAAGUACGGCUGGUCGACGCAGCCGCCGCGCAGCAAGCCCAACCGCUUCAACCAGGUGUCGUCGGGCCUGCCGGCGCCGACGGCGGGCCCGGCCGCGGCCCUCAAGCGCAAGGAGAGGAGCACGCCGGUGCGGACGGGCGUGCUGGCCAUCAAGAAGGGCGUGUCGGCCAUGUUCGCCCAGGGCCGCCGCACGCCGUGCACCAUCCUGCAGCUGGACCAGGUCGAGGUGGUGGCGCACCGCACGCGCGCCCAGAACGGCUACUGGGCCGUGCAGCUCGGCUGCGGGCUGCGGCGCGCGGGCAACGUCACGGCGCCGCAGCUGGGCUACUACGAGGCGAAAGGCCUGGCGCCCAAGCAGCACCUGGCCGAGUUCAAGGUCCGCGGCGAGGAGGGCCUGCUGCCCGUGGGCGUGCAGCUGCAGCCCGACUGGUUCAAGCUCGGCCAGUUCGUCGACGCCCGCAGCAACAGCCGCGGCAUGGGCUUCGCCGGCGGCAUGAAGCGCCACGGCUUCGCCGGCCAGGAGGCGUCCCACGGUAACUCCAAGAACCACCGCACCAUCGGUACGACGGGUCCCAGCCAGGGCGGCGGCUCGCGUGUGCACCCGGGCAAGAAGAUGCCGGGGCGGAUGGGCGGCGAGCGCGUCACGGUGCAGAACCUGCGGGUGCUCAAGGUCGACAACGAGCAGGGCAUCGUCGUCAUCAAGGGCCACGUCGCCGGCCCCAAGGGCUGCCUGGUCAUGCUGGCGGACGCCAUCAAGAAGGAGCCGCCGGUCGAGUCUUUUGUCAACAAGGCGAGGCGGGUCGCGCUGGAGCGGAAUCCCGACGCCGAGAGCAGGCUGGCGGAGGCGAGGGCGCGCCACCUGGAGUUGAAGGCCAUGCGGAAGGAGGGCACGAUAGCGACCGCGGUGGUCGCAGGUGUAUAG